CUAAACUGUCAAUUCUUCAGUUCUGUCAACAAAACUCAAAAGUUGCAAAACACUGGUGGAUCGAUUAAAAUAAUGUUUUAAUUUCAAGUAUUAAUUAGGGAAAACAUCAACACAGGCAUCACAAUGUUGCUUAAACGGAAUUUACUGGAAUGCACAACAAUUUUAUCAUGUGCCGGAACAUUUAUCUGUAUUCUGCUAAACUAUAUUACAAAUAUUUCACCUAUAACUGGAAUAUGGUUUCCUCUUUACGUUAUAACUUUAUUUAUAGUAUCACUGUGUGUAAGUUUUAAGUUUAUUCAGUGGUUAUUACGUUUGAAUAAGCCGAUAAAGUAUGAUUUUGAUGGAAUUGCGGCUGAUUAUCCUUAUUUGUCGUCGUUGUCUAAACUGCUACCUAAGCCUAGGAAAGCAGUGUCUGAGAUUCGAGAGUAUGAUACGAAUGAGUUAAGCGUGAUCUCGACAGUGCUGGAAAGGAAGCUGGUGUCGUCCUGGUACGUGCCAUACAUCUCGCAAGAGAUCGGGUUUCCAUUUGCUUGCAAACAAAUGCUGGAUCAAAUGAUUGGCAAAAGCUUUCAGAUAUGCAACAAGAUAGAAACCAAAGAUAUCUUCGUAGAUAUAACCACCGUUUUAUCAAGCCACUUAAAAGAAUAUCAGAAAGCUUUGAAACGCCACGAGAAAACACCAGAUAGUACCAUAGAAGCUCUCUAUAAAAAGACUCAUCGCAUAUUCGACGGAAGCAACAAAAUCCAGCCAGCUGACCAUUGCACAAACAUUCUACGCGUUAUUUUCAAAGAAUUAGUACCAUGGGAAUUAUGGGACACACCACAUUCUGAAUUGCUAGUCCGCAUUCUAUCAAAAAAACUGAGCACCUUCAUUGACACUACAUUAGCCGAACCUGCAUGGUUGAAUGAAAAACUACUGACAAUUAUGAAAGGGAAACAAGACGUCAUAGUAACCGAAGAGAAAAAAGAGCCAAUAAAACCGGAACCAAGUGUUACCGAAAUGAAAAAAGAACCAAUAAAUGUAGAGAAAGAAAUACCAGUAGUGGUUUCCAAGUCUACAGUAACUGUGCCACAAUGGGUCCCUGAUAUUGUGAAGGAGAAGAUGGAAGUGGAAAAAAUUGAGAACAUAGUUGAAGAAGUGCCGGUGACCAGUUCUGAACCUGUUGAUAUAAAGGCUUCUCCAAUUUUGAGGCAGCGAAGGGGCAGGCAGGGCAGGAAUGAGGUCAAGAUUUAUGAUAGGAUUAUUGAAGGUAGUGUAAAAACAUGGGAGACAGACAUAGACCUGCAGUGUAUCAGCCUCGGGCAGGACCUGCUAGCGAGUCUGGAUGGCGAGAUCACACUGAGCCGGCUCUGGGGGCAAGACGCCGACACUGAGGGCAGCCCUAACCCACCACGAAGCAAGUCGCCGCAACCACUCUGGUUUGGUGAAGAAGAAACAAUAGAGGUAGACCCUCUAGAUGCAAACUCAAUCAAAGAAAGCAAGAAGGAACAGAGUCCAAAGCCGGCAGAUGCGUUACUGAAGGACCUGCAGUCUACCGUGAGGGAAGCAAAGACCAAGAUUGGGGAUCUACAGGUGGACAACAAAGUUGGCUUAGAUGUGCCCUGCAAGCAAAACUCCAGUGAUGAGGCAGCUGGCAUGAUGGAAGGUCUCCUGGACUUCGGCAUAGCUGGUCUGAAGAAGGGACUUCGUUUCACUGGCCUCAGCGACGAUUCGGACAAGUCUCCAUCACACCACCGUGAGCGUCCUACCGACAAGUCUCCCCCUCCGGAGACACGCAGCAAGAAUAUUGCAGAACAUAAGGAAACCGGCAAUGGACAGAGAGAUGAGAACAACGUGCCUCCUUUAGUGAAACAGCACCGAGUUACUUCACAGGACAGCAUGCCGUCCCAGCCCCGUCCGGUGCCCCUGGCGGAGCUGCCCUUGGCGCCAGUCCCCGACUCCCCCGAGCCGGAGUACGAGGAGGCGGCGGACCUCUCCACCAGCAUCGCCAAGCUGCGCUGUCUGCUGCAACAGCGAGCUGAGACAAGCCCCAAGGCGGAGGAGGUGUGGUGGGAGAGUGCGGCGGAGACCCGCGGGCGCGCCCAGCGACCCUCCGCGCACUCCGCGCGACAUGUCGACACCGCCACGCUCGCAGACGAGUACGACAUGAACUUGGAACGCAACGCGUCGCCGGGACAGACAUCCAACAACAUGCAGCGACUUGACAAGUUGUUCCAGCGCACAGUGACGGGAGUGUUCAACUCUAUAAAGACUGCAGUUGGCGCGGAAGAUGACCAGCCCGCCCCCCGCGCCCCCAGAGACUGGACAUACGUCUGCACCGCUAUAGACCUUAACGUGAGCGGUGCCGUGUCCCGCCUGGUGGGGUCGCGGCGCGCCUUCUCCCACGUGGAGGCUGCGCUGGACUCGUUGGACCAGCUCGCACCAAGGGACCCGCCCAGACCACACACUCCUGACGACUUUGAGGAGUGGUGCGCGUGUAGCGGCGCGCGGUGGAGCGGCGCGUGCGCAGUGCUGGCGGCGGGUGGGCUGGCGCGGGCACACGUCGCGCACAGACUCGCCGCGCUACUGCUCGCAGAUUUAGGAGAAUCUCUCUUAGAAGCAUGGCUAGCAGACCUAGCUACGUGGCUCCGGAAACAGGUGUUCGUGGUCUUCGAGCAGCUCUCGGAGAAAGAAGCUGACUUCUUCCCGGACAGUCCGCCCAGGGACCUCAAUAUAGAUGAGACUUGCACCGCUUUGUUGGAGAAUACACCAGCUCUACUGUACGUGUUUGGAGAGGAGACGGUGUCCCAGGCGAUAAGACUGGUUGUGACCAGCUUCACACAUAAAGAGGUCAACAUGGAUGUCAUUUUCAGGACUUUGGACCUUUUCGCCGGACACUUCAAGAAGUCGGCCGGUCUCAGAAACCCUUCGUUUGAUAACAAUUAG
Messenger RNA from Spodoptera exigua (beet armyworm), 2925 nucleotides. The record is from the annotation of a GenBank genome assembly. Lineage: Eukaryota; Metazoa; Arthropoda; Insecta; Lepidoptera; Noctuidae.